ACGGGAAAGCACGAGAACUGGUUGCGGUACUUACAGAGCACUAGCCAGGGACUUACUAUUGCUGCGCACCGACGUUUCGCGGAUAUCAAACUUGGAUUGCACAACCUGAUCAUCUACGUCGCAUUCAGACGGCUGCACUUCGGAAUUUAUCCUUAAACUUGUGGAUUAUAUGUCAAUAUGACUCUGGAAGACCUCGUCGGAUGCAACACUACUGAGAAAAAGAUGGAUAACGCGAGCCAAGCUUUAGAGGAGCUCUUCGAGGCCGCACAACGGCAGGACUGCCUCACCGUGGGAGUCUACGAAUCUGCGAAACUUAUGAAUGUCGAUCCGGACAGCGUGGUGCUGUGCGUUCUGGCGGCGGAUGAGGAAGACGAGGACGACAUAGCGCUUCAGAUCCACUUCACUCUGAUCCAAGCGUUCUGCUGCGACAUCGACAUUAACAUCCUGCGCGUGUCCGGCAUGAGGAGGCUGGCGCAAGUCCUGGGCGAACCGGACACAGUGGACAACAACGGAAACGAACCGAAAGACUUGCAUUGCAUUCUCGUUACGAAUCCUCAUGUUGACGAUCUGAAGUGCCCGGCGCUAAAGGAGGUUGGGAGAUUCUGCAAGGAGAGUCGCUGCAAGAACGAGUGGAUACCGUCGCUCGCCCUGCAUGAGCGCUGAACAGACACUACCAGACGAAGUGGAACCAGACCAGCGAAAGCGCCGGAAUUUUAAAUGGUCGUUCUUAACUGAGUUAAGAAAGACGCCCAGCGCCGCGUACGGAAAGAUACGACGACGGGUCCUGUAGAAUAUCCCACUUGGAUGGAGCUGGGAUAAGGGAGGGGAUGGCGAAACAGUCCGAAGGGACAGCGUAUCUGUCCUACUUUCCCGUGAAUCCGGAAGAGCGCAUUUGUGCCAAGUGACAGUUAACUGGACUGACGCGCGAGCUGUUUGAGCGUGGCAGCUGCGCGCCCAGCGCGAGGGCGCGCGCGGGCAGCGUUGAGAACACAGUGGGUGGACCGCGGCGAUUUCGUUAUUGUCACGGACUGGAGUUGGCGGCGACGUGAGGGUAUGGGCGGCUGCACAGAUAGACAUGAUGAUGUCAAAUAAUGGACAAAGAAAAUGACUGUUGCACACUGUCAUUUAAUUUUACUUGCAAUACCAGCUGAUGUUUUUGAUUAAAAACAGGCAUGUGUUGUUUUCCCCACACUGUGAUAAUGUAUGCACGCCUGUCACAAGUUUAAUGUGAAACAGGGAUCAUGCACAUGCUAUAUGUGUUUUUUAAAUUAUCCUUCAUUGUUUUACUCUGGUAAAACUGAGAGUAAUAUAUUGUUUAUUUAUCAACUGUCUGGAAUGUUCAUGGUCAGAAUUCUGAAUAAAUUAUUGCACAUUA
Messenger RNA from Anguilla rostrata (American eel), 1375 nucleotides. Its product is annotated as growth arrest and DNA damage-inducible protein GADD45 beta-like. NCBI's taxonomy places the organism in Eukaryota, Metazoa, Chordata, Actinopteri, Anguilliformes, Anguillidae. The transcript is spliced from 4 exons. The record is from RefSeq and is a predicted model, not a curated record. The coding region runs from base 178 to 663 and encodes 161 amino acids. Gene Ontology annotation, cellular component: nucleus; cytoplasm. Gene Ontology annotation, biological process: regulation of cell cycle.